Schistocerca gregaria is the source of this 4935-nucleotide messenger RNA. RefSeq names its product serine/threonine-protein kinase Nek2-like. The coding region runs from base 258 to 2012 and encodes 584 amino acids. NCBI's taxonomy places the organism in Eukaryota, Metazoa, Arthropoda, Insecta, Orthoptera, Acrididae. The record is from RefSeq and is a predicted model, not a curated record. Gene Ontology annotation, molecular function: ATP binding; protein kinase activity. The transcript is spliced from 5 exons. Gene Ontology annotation, biological process: protein phosphorylation.
GAGUGUUUAGUUUCCGUAACAACCAAUAGCGUAGACGCGGGGUUCUGCAGCGGUGGUUUACGAGUUUAAAUGUUUAAAUGCCAAGUACUGUUUUCUGUCAUUGUGUAGAGUAUGGUGUCCAUACAAGAACGCAAAUAAUCAUUAUUUUGUUGAUGUGAUUGUGCGACGUAUGUUCCUUUUUUGUGUGUGAUUACACCGUUAAAAAAUGGCAGUUUUUUACUAUCAACGGUUGUGAGAGUGAACGGAGAGUUGUCAUUAUGAACUGUCAACUUCUAGAAUAUGAAACUGUUUGUAUGAUAGGGUCCGGUUCAUUCGGUACGUGCUUCAAAGUUAGAAACCGAACUACUGGAAAGUAUUAUGUGUGGAAGACUAUAAAAUAUGGAACAUUAUCACAAGAACAGAAGAAGCGCCUAGUCUCCGAGGUGAAUUUAAUGAGCGGCCUACAUCAUCCAAACAUUGUCGAGUACCAUGAUCGCAUAAUUGAUAAAACUUCAGCUACUUUAUAUAUAAUAAUGGAAUGGUGCCCAGGAGGUGACCUCUCUGUACUUAUAACAAAAUGUAUAAAGAGGAAUUUAUCACUAGACGAAGGAUUUAUAUGGCGUGUUCUCUAUCAGAUAGCGCGCGCACUUCAAGCGUGCCACUCCCAGCUUCCCUCUGGAACAUUGUUGCAUAGAGAUGUGAAACCAGCAAAUGUCUUCUUAGAUUCAGAUAACAAUGCGAAACUUGGUGAUUUUGGGUUGGCACGUAUUCUAAAUAGUGACAGUAGCUGUAGUCAGACAUUUGUUGGCACACCUUACUACAUGAGUCCUGAGGUUAUAAUGGGUGGCGCAUACAGCAAAAAAUCUGAUGUGUGGUCACUUGGAUGUAUUGUUUAUGAACUUUGUUCUCUCAGGCCGCCUUUCAAGGGUUCAAAUAUCAAACACUUAGCUCAGAAAAUCAUUGCAGGAAGGUUUCCAAGAAUUCCAGCACACUAUUCUGAAGACCUCCAAAACAUAAUUUCACUAAUGCUAAGUUCUAAGCCCUGUGAUCGCCCAACAGUUGAUGUUUUAAUUCAGAAUCCUGUUGUUCUUUCCCAUGUCAUUCAAGAUUGCAUUAACGCAAAGUUAUCUGUACCUAAAAGUCUUCAGAUGCUGGAAAAUCCAUGUGAAACAACUGAAAAGGUUAAAGUAUUCCUACAAGAUAACUUUGCAGCUUCCAACCUUGCUGAUGUUCAAGUGAUACCAAAUGACAGUUUCUCAAAAGGCUUUGACUAUAAGUUUCAGGAUGUAUUGUCAAAAAAACUGGCAGAGCUCAAAAGAAAAGAGGCAGCAUUGCAGUUAAAAGAGUUUGCAGUUGCUGAAAGAGAACGAGCUGUUCAAAAGAAAGAGAGAGAUUUGUACACAGCAGCAACAGCUGAAGGAAGAUUUAUGACUGAGGGGAAAAGUCAGCAUAAAUAUCGUGAUGUCAAGUUGACAGCAUGGAAACAGAAAACUCCACACUUGUACCAUAUGCCUAUGAAGAAUGAAGACACUUCUUUCAGUGCAGACACAGGUGACACAAGUAUUCUUCCAACUUCUGCAAAACUGAUCACAGAUGCAAAAGAAUGUUUCAUAAAAAAACCAAAUGAAAGGAGAGUUCAUUUUGAUACUGUACAAGUACUGGAUGCUGUUGAGUAUACAUUUUAUGACAGAAGUAGUACCCUGUGCACUAAAAAGCCUGCAACUAGUAAAACUAACGAACAUAUGCAUUCUGAAACUGCUGGUUGCAUCAGCAAGAAAAGUGUAUUACAUGGAAAGUCCUCUGCUCAGGUUCUCCAAAAUGUUGACAAUAUCAACCAGAAUAAUGUGGACAAUUCACAUAGGCAUGUAUUCAGCCAGUGGAAAAAGGCAGGUACCAUUCCCCGGACAGGGAGGGGUAAUUGUUCAAAUAAGGAAAAUAAGCAUCCUACAAUGUCUUCCGUUCAAAAUGCAGUCGAAUUGCCUGUGGAUGAUGUUCUUACCAAGAAAUUCAGUUCAGUGGUAAAUUUCCGAUGAAUUCUUGUUGUGGAGAGUGAGUGAUAUGGUCUCAUGUAUUAAACACAUACAAAAAACUUAGUACCUGACUAGUUUGUAGCUAAUCAAAUUAACAUGGGGAUAGUUGAUCAAUAAAAUUAUUUUAUUUGUAUUGAGUCUCAAGGAUCCUAGAAAACUGACGCACAUAUGUACUUAACAUCUAACAUGUGAGCUUCAAUUGGUUUUAUUAUGCUUUACUGUUUUUAUAUAAAAAUUUUGAUGUGCUUGAUUAAAAAAUAUUUAAUUGUUGACCAUUAUAAAUGUGGAAUUGAAAUGUAUCUUCUCCUUGUUAGAUAAUUUGUUGUACUACCCUCUGACUCCAGCAGGUUCAUUUAGUCACAUCAGAUGUUUGUCAACUGUGCAGACAGAAAGUUUCUGUGCUAAACAGUAAAUUAAACGCAUUCACAGUGUUAAAUAAACACUCUUUGGCUCAGAAUUGUCCUAAAAUGCUACUUGCAGUAUAAUAGUAACUAAUCUGUCCAAGGAUCAUUAUUAAUGAACUGAUAUCGUAUUUAAUGAGAAAUUAUGCAGGUAACAUUCAGUAUUAGAAUCAUCGUUACUCUCAUUUUGUGGAAAGUUUUUGUAGGUACUAGAAACUGCUGCUAACGUGAAUGCCCUAUGGCCUGUUGUUGGCAAUGAUAAAAUAGUACUGUUAGAUAGAUAAAGAACUCAUGUUGACAUCAGCACUUGACCCAAGUUCUGACUAAUUUCCAUUUCCAACAGGCAAACAAAUUACUACUACAAACACACAGCUGUGGUAUCACAGAAAUAGCAACACUAGGUGCAACAGAAAUCGUAUCCAUUGGACAAUCUCCAAAUCUGCAGAUGUGGGAAUAAUAAAUCCCCAGGAAACAUAAGGUGAAGAAAUGAAAGAAUACUUAACACAACAUGAACAUAUAUCAUAAAAAUAGAUUCAUAGAGAAAUUUAAAAAGAAAAUUUAAAACAGAAAAUAUAGGGAGGAUAAAAGAGAUAUCAUUUUGUGAAGAUGUUUUGGGAGGAUAUGAAUGCAAAACACAAAGUAUCCACUUUGAAUGGGGAAAUGGAAGGAAGGAGGAUAGGUUACACAAACUGAAAGUAGGAACCAGCUGUUAAAUGAAUUGUGAUAUUUAAAUGUGGAUACAGAAUCCUGAGAUUGUGAAACUGAAGCUUCCAUUUUUGGAAAUUAGGCAAAAAAAGAAAUGCACAGUAGUUAUAAAAACAAGGGCCAAGAUAUUGUGUAUGUUGCCCAUUGUCACACUGUUCACCACAUAACAAAGUUGUCAAGAGGAAAAAGUUUUUGUUAUCACUUAAAAUGUGACAAAACUGAAAUCUUAUACACAUCCCACAAACUCGUCAGAAAUUUAACAGACUUGUGAAAUUAAUUCAAGGUCUAGAAAAAAUAGAAGUGCAUGAUAUUAAUGAUCCAAUUAAUAAAACGUUUUGGGCUAUUAUCCCAUGGUUGAAUGAAUUUCACAUUUAAACCCAAUGUUUCAUCCUCAUCUGCGGGGGCCAUUUUCAAGGGUGAUUGUAGCUUCUUUGAGUGUCCAAUUCACACCAGGGCUCACUAUUGACUUUAUCAAAAUUCCUUUACACUUGCUUCCACACAGUGUUUUGAAUAUCUGAGACAGCUGGCUGUUGUCGACUGCUGUCAUCCACUGUUGCUAUCACCCCAUCUUCGGCACUGGAAUCCAAAUGUCAUUCAAUUUCACACCCUACUCCUUCCUACUGAAAUUCCCGGGGUGUUUUACAAUCUUAGUAGCGUCCUGUAUAGCCUUUCGUGGUAUCUGCUUAUGGCUGCCAGUCCUGGAGUCAUUCCAGAAUGAAUGUGGUGGUCUCCUGUCUAGAAAGAAUGUUACACAACAGCUGAUCUGUCAACCACCCCUCCUCUAGUCUUUUUUGACUAUUCUUUUUGUAAUAUCCAUGUACGCAUUCCCACGACGACACAGAAUCCCAUAAAUUCCUGCUUUCUUCAGGGAUUGGUGAGCAUCCUUGUCCGAUUUUAGAUGAUCUCUUAUCUGCCACAUUCGUUUUUAUAUUAUCACAAUGUUCUGUUUUUCUUAAGUUUUUUCCUAUUUUGUCACUUUCAUCCUUAAUGAAGGGCAGGAAAACUAUAUUUCACAGGCACUCUUGCAUCACGAUGAUUUCUGCACAAUCAUCUUAAUGCCCGUUUUACCUCCGCAGACAAAUAACAAUUUUUGAGCAGUGCAUUGAAGUAGGGAGGUUAUGAGGAUAUUACAAAAAGAAGGUCAAAAAAUAACUAGAAGAGAACAUGCCAAUUGCAGAAGUGGGGAGACUGACAGAUCAGCUGUUGUAGAACAUGCUUUGCAGCCAGUAGACCACCACAUUCAUUUUGAUAGGACUAAAGUACUGGCAGCCACAAGUGAAUACCAUGAAAGGCUAUACAGAGGGGCUAUAGAGAUUUAAAACACCCCAGGAAUUUCAGUAGGAAGGAGGAGGACAUGAAAAUGAAUGACAUCUGGAUUCUUUUCUGAAGAAGAUGUGUACCAGUCUUCCAUCCUGGUAUGAUAGCAACAGCAGAUGACAGCAGCCGACAAUGGCCAAUUGCAAUGUUAUUCAAACCGUGUGACAUGUCACUGCGCGGAUGUGCACACAAAAUUUUGCUGCAGUCAGUAGUGAGCCAUGGUGUGAACCAGACACUCAAAGAACCUACUGUCCCCCAUGCAAAUGUUCUCUGCAGAUGAGGAUGAAACAUUGGGUUUAAAUGUGAAGUCCAUUCAAUCAAGACAUAAUAGCCCCAAACAUUUUGUUAACUGAUACAUUUCUGGCCAUGAAAGUUUACAUUUUACCAUUACAGUGUUUUCAUGGGGGUCCAGACUUGAAAACCACAAAACUGAGCAAAAUGCAGAAUUGUGGUAAAUUAUAAAACCCCAACAAACCCAUAUGUAGUUAUCAUAUAGUAUUAAA